GAGUCGACGUAAUUAUGAUCUAAGUUGUGCAAUUUCUACGAUUAAAGGCUCUGUCUCUUCAUGUGAAGAAGACCGGACUUGAAUUGCACCUAUUGGUUGGUUCUCUCUCUGUUUCCAAAAUUUCAUUUUCAUUAUCAAAACGCAAAGCACCAGAGAGAAAAUAAAGCUUGAAUUUCAGGUUUGGUUAUAUUUUGAAGCAUCAGAAAUAUUAGUAGAAAAUCUGAGGUGUUACUGAGUAUUGGGUUUUUGGUUGCAAGUUCUAAGGGUGUGGAUAAGUUGCUUAUCUGAGAAUUCAAGUUUUAGAAUUGUGAUAGAGUAGUUUGAGUGUGUAUAAUAUCAUUACCAAAAAGAAAUCAUUGGAGAGUCGAACUCAGUAUUGGAUUUUGGGUUCUAGGGGGAAGGAGUGGUGGUUUGAAACUAGUUUGAGUGUUAUUUUUUGUGGCUUUGAUUUCUAUGCAUUUAUUGUAAGUAAAAGAUGUAUAGCAAUUUUAAGGAGCACGCAAUAGAGUAUGUGAAGUAGGCAGUUCAGGAGGAUGAUGCCGGAAACUAUAGCAAAGCAUUUCCGCUCUAUAUGAAUGCAUUAGAGUACUUUAGGACUCAUUUGAAGUAUGAGAAGAAUCCAAAGAUUAAGGAAGCGAUUACUCAAAAAUGUAUGGAAUAUUUGAAGAGGGCAGACGAGAUAAGGGCCAUUCUCGAUAAUGGGGAGAGUGGGCCUUCCCCCAGUGGUGAUGCAAUAGUUGCUAGCCAACCAAAGACAAAGUCGAAGGGAGGAGUGGGGAAAGAUGCGGAGGAUCUAGAGCAAGCAAAGCUUAGGGCUGGCCUUGAUUCUGUGAUAAUCAGGGAGAAACCAAACGUGAAGUGGAGUGACGUGGCCGGGCUUGAGAGUGCCAAACAGGCAUUGCAAGAGGCUGUAAUACUGCCUGUGAAGUUUCCCCAGUUUUUUACUGGGAAGAGAAAACCAUGGAGGGCUUUUCUAUUAUAUGGUCCACCUGGAACGGGGAAGUCCUAUUUAGCAAAGGCAGUGGCAACAAAAGCAAAUUCAACUUUCUUUAUUGUUUCGUCAUCAGAUCUUGUUUCAAAAUGGAUGGGUGAACGCGAAAAGCUAGUCUCAAAUCUUUUCCAAAUGGCUCGUGAUAAUGCUCCUUCCAUUAUUUUCAUUGACGAAAUUGAUUCCUUAUGUGGCCAGCGAGGCAAAGGCAAUGAGAGUGAAGCAUCUCGACGUAUCAAAACAGAACUUCUUGUACAGAUGCAGGGUGUAGGCAGCGAUGAUCAGAAAGUUCUAGUUCUUGCCGCCACGAAUACUCCAUUUGCUUUGGAUCAGGCCAUCCGUAGGCGUUUCGAUAAGCGAAUUUACAUCCCUCUCCCAGAUUUGAAGGCAAGGCAGCACAUGUUUAAGGUUUUUUAUUUAAUCAGGUCCAUCUUGGAGACUCCUCAUAACUUAACUGAAAGUGAUUUUGAGCAUUUAGCUCACAAAACAGAAGGAUUUUCAGGUUCAGACAUAGCUGUUUGUGUUAAAGACGUUCUAUUUGAACCUGUUCGUCAAACCCGUGAUGCAAAAUUCUUCAAAAAGAACUCUAGUGACAUGUGGGUCCCUUCCGAACCUACUGAACGAGGAGCUGUUCAGGUUACCUUGCAGGAACUUGAUGCACAAGGCCUAGCUUCAAAGAUCCAGCCACCACCAAUCACAAGAGCAGAUUUUGAUAAAGUACUUGCAAGACAGAAGCCAACUGUAAGUAAAGCUGAUCUUGAGGUGCAUGAGAGAUUCACGGAGGAGUUUGGGGAAGAAGGCUGAUUGCUUGUGUUUGAACACAAGGACUGAUUAACCAUUUGUACAGGUAAAACCACUAGUACUAUAGGUAAAUGAAAUACGUAUAUAUAGUCAUCAACAUAGCUUGUAAUAGAAAGUUCAGCAUCUUGUUAAGAGAACACCGUGCCAUAUUGUUUCAACCUUUCUCUGUCUGUCUCACCAGAAAAGGAAGAGGUGGAAAGCUCUUAAUUGAUGUACAGUGUUACUGGUGAUAGUUUCCAUAAUCAAUAAUGAUUGAUAAUCUUACCAUUUUUUUCC
This is a messenger RNA of Quercus robur (English oak), 2065 nucleotides long. Its product is annotated as protein SUPPRESSOR OF K(+) TRANSPORT GROWTH DEFECT 1-like. Bases 572 to 1792 code for a protein of 406 amino acids. NCBI's taxonomy places the organism in Eukaryota, Viridiplantae, Streptophyta, Magnoliopsida, Fagales, Fagaceae. The transcript has 10 exons. The record is from RefSeq and is a predicted model, not a curated record. Gene Ontology annotation, molecular function: ATP binding; ATP hydrolysis activity. Gene Ontology annotation, biological process: vacuole organization; endosomal transport.